GGCAAUAUUGCUCUGUAAAAUUAUCAAGAUUACAACUAUUGCCUGCGGAGACUGAAUGUUUCUGCCAGCGUCAAACGUCAUUUCUCUGAAUCCCAUCGUUUAGUAAAUGUAAACAAAAUUAAUGUGGCGUAAUUACAAUAGAUUUUAAAAACAUAAAACUUGAUGAGUGACCCAAAAUGAAACAAGAAAAUUGUGCUCAUAAAGAAACGAUAGAAUAUACGCACACCACUGUGCCUUCAUCAAUGAGAAGUCCUUAUUGGAAGUAUUUUGGAUUUCCUGCCGAUAGUAAUAAUAAAAUUUUGACUCGGCAAAAAAUUAUAUGUACGAUAUGUGGUGCUGCUAUUACAUACAACAAAAAUACAUCUAAUCUUCGUACGCAUCUUAUAUCGCGACACCCUGAGACUCUGCAUCAAAUGCAUAAUCAUCAAAGGCAGCCAAACCCAGGGUGCUCUAGUAGUUGUGACAUGACUGAUGCUGGCGAUUUUAAUAGUGUCACUAUAUUGAACGAAAUGGGAAAGGAUGAAUGUAACUCGGAUAAAUUACACUUAAAUAGAAGUGAUAAGGGUGAUCCUAAUGUCAGUAGUCUAUUAAAAAUAAGACGUCUAAAUACAACGAAUGCACAAGAGCUUAAAGUGGAACUAAUGGCUUCCCAUGGUCUAGUAAGCCAUCCGCAGCAAAAUGAUUAUCAACAUGAACAUACGGUAGAUUUCUCAGCUGUUGAAAUUAAUUGUGGUUCUGAUUAUCACUCGGUAAGACACGAAAACAAGGAAAUCGACAAAGAUGAGCAUGAAGCGAUUACAGAAAAUGAAACCAGUUAUGAAUUUUUAACUUCGGAAACAGAAAAUGAUUUGAAAAACGAUGAAAAUAUUGAAAUUAAUUGCUCCAGUGAUUUCAAUGUUGCGGAUAUGAACCCCGACGCGAUUGCAUUAACGGAAGAUGAAGCAGUCAUAAUUGACAAUGAGAUUUCUCAAAAACCUAUGUUUGUAUAUUGCAAUGACUCAUUGCCAUGCUCAAUUGAUUUGACAAAAAAAUCAAAUGGAAUAACUCACAACGAACUUCUUGUAAAUAUGUUGGUGUCUGAUUUACUGACGCUUAACGUGCUUCAAGGAGUGGGUUUCAAACAAUUACUUAAUACGAUAGGUUUUGUCAAUGUGGAUAAAGAGCCAGUUGAGAGCAAAAUAUUGGCCGAUUAUUCAAAAAUGAAAUGUACACUUAAAAAAUACAUUGCUUUACAUUUGUUGCAACAAGAUAAACCCUAUUCAUUCAGUAUUGAAAACUUUAAAAAUAAUGGGGGAACUGACAUAAUAAGUGUUUAUGUAAACUUCCACAUUUUCGACGUUGAAUAUAAAUUUGAGAGUAUUUUAUUAGAAGAAAUUGUUUGUAGCAAAAAUACAGAUUUAAUUCGGUCGCUACAAGACUUCGAUCUUAGUCGUUGUGCAGCGAUUGUAACAACUAACGCAAACAACUCAAUUGUUAAGGAAUUUGCACUCGCGAAUGGUAUCGAAAUAGUACCAUGCGUAGGGUCAGUAUUAACCCGAUGUCUUUCUUUGAUCUUCCAACAAGAUGUGGUAUCUGAUUUAUUUGAACAAAUUUUUGAAAUAAGUGAGAAGAAUUUAAACUUAUCAAUUGUGAGAUUAUAUUGCCCAUGGUGGAAACUAAAGCUUCUUCAGGAUUUUUUCGAUAGUCCUUUAGCGGCAGAUGAAAAGUACAAGAAAAUGUCAUCAGAACUGGGAAGGUUCAUUACAUAUAUUAAGCCCUUAAAGAUUAUGUUUGAUACAAUAAACUCGGAGCAAAUGCCGUUCAGCACACUCGUGCGUCCGUUGGUAAUGCAACUAUUCGAUGAACAUUUUUUAAAAUUCAAUACUAAUGACAAUGCUUGUUUGCAAUCAGCGCAAAAAAUUGUUAGUACUGAGUUACGUAGUAGCAUUGCUGGAUGUUCAUUUUUUUCUGAAGCAGUGCUUUUUGAUCCACGAUUUCAACAAGAUUUCAUUCAAUCCAGCCCACAGCCAACACUACAGAAACAAACCGAUUGUUUUGGCAGUAUUCAUCGUUCAGAAGUAAUACUGUCGGUAUAUAAUCGGUAUCCACAUUUGCUGAAGCAGUUAAACUUGAAAAUAAAACUGGAACAAAAUCGCAUAGGUGCCUCGUCACAAGCAGUGUCGAAAUCAUGUUUACGAUCGUUUUUCCAGCGUAUUAGCAAUCCCGCCGGUGAGACGAAUUUUCAAAACAUUAACAACACACCUUCCAAACAGUCGCAUCCGAAAGUUGCUAUGGAUUUGGAAUUUAAUCGAUACAAAUGUGAACAAACGUUAGAUUUGGAACUAUGCCCUCUAGUUUGGUGGCAAACACAUUCUGAACGCUACAAAUGUCUGCAUAAAAUCGCAAAUUAUUAUUUGAGUGUGCCGUGUUUAACACCACGGUGGCUAACGAGUGGCCAAGAAGAAGUGGAAGUAAUCGAUAGAAGCCAGUGGUGGCAAAAAAGUAAGUCACUGCAGUAUCUCCAUACAGCAGAGAAGUGCAUAUGGUAUUUGCGUUACAAUCGUAGUAUAUAUAACAAAAUGCUGGCCAAAUCAACUAAAGAGCGGUCUGCGUGAAAAAGCUGAAGUUGGAAAAACUCGUAUCCCAAUGAGAUAUUUCUACAUACAAUGCGAUGUAAACAAUAGCUAAUAGUGGGUCCUUUUCAACUCACUGACAAUUGUCGUAGACAUAUAUUAAUAUAUUUACGGAAUAAUUUUAAUAUACAUACAUAUGUAUAUUGGAGUAUGUAUCAGAAAUGUAAAUGUGCUUUAUUUUGGCAAUUUUGAAAAGCACGGCAAGUUAAGAAAAUAAUUAUUUAUGUAUUUCAAAGUAA
Molecule: messenger RNA, 2851 nt
Organism: Bactrocera latifrons
Lineage: Eukaryota; Metazoa; Arthropoda; Insecta; Diptera; Tephritidae
Exons: 6
Coding region: 177-2594 (805 amino acids)
Molecular function (GO): DNA binding; protein dimerization activity
Source: RefSeq, a predicted model, not a curated record